Messenger RNA from Coffea arabica (coffee), 447 nucleotides. RefSeq lists its product as uncharacterized. The record is from RefSeq and is a predicted model, not a curated record. Lineage: Eukaryota; Viridiplantae; Streptophyta; Magnoliopsida; Gentianales; Rubiaceae.
AUGAAAUUGGACUCGCUCAAGUCCAACAACAGCACCAGCAGCAGACACGCCGCUAAGGGGAUAAAGCCUCAAAAUGACGCGGGUGCUUUUCAGUUUGAGGAGAAAGCAGAGGCCUAUAAAGCUGCUGGUGAGGCUCUGGAAACAUCCAAGAUUUCCUCACCAAGACAGAAAAUUGAUCCAGAAGGAAAAAUGAUCAAGAAAAACAGUAACAACAUGGAUGACGCUGACAAUCAAAAAGAGGUUAAGUUGGAAGAGAAUCAUGGUGGGCUGAAUAUGCUGAAGUGGAGCUUAACCGGAAUAGUUGCUAUUUGUUCUUUUGGUGUUGCCACAGUUUGCAUCCUUGUAUUCGGAGGUGUCCGAAAGAAUAAGCAGCAGCAGCAACAACAACAGAAGCUUCAAUUCCACGUUUACACUGACGACAAGUGUGUUUUCCAGUUUUACCCUUGA